Molecule: messenger RNA, 8101 nt
Organism: Serinus canaria (Common canary)
Lineage: Eukaryota; Metazoa; Chordata; Aves; Passeriformes; Fringillidae
Gene: ASB7
Product: ankyrin repeat and SOCS box containing 7
Exons: 6
Coding region: 356-1204 (282 amino acids)
Biological process (GO): intracellular signal transduction
Molecular function (GO): protein binding
Source: RefSeq, a predicted model, not a curated record
UCCCCGCUCGGCUCGGCCCCCCCGACCCCCCGCCCGCCGCCGCCGCCAGCGCGGGGGGCGGCCGCGCCCGGGGCCCCCGGCCCGCCCCGCACCGGCACGCGGGUCACGCAGGUUUAAGCUGCCUUAAAGGAGAAUUAAAAAUAGUGACUCCAAAGAACAAAAUAACACAGAAGAGAGAAAACAGCACUCAAAAAACCCCCAGAAAGGGGUAGCAGGUUGUUUGAUAUACAUGGGCACAGAAGAUUAUGAACAGUGAAGACAAUGAAGAGUGGGACAUCCAUCAAAGAGUAACAACCUCUUAUAAGGUGACUCGUGUGAGCUCAUGAGGCUCCUGUAAAGGCCAGACUCAGCUAGGAUGUUACACCACCACUGCAGGAGGAACCCUGAGCUGCAGGAAGAGCUGCAGAUCCAGGCUGCCGUGGCCGCCGGCGAUGUUCACACCGUGCGCAAGAUGCUGGAGCAGGGAUAUUCCCCCAACGGUCGGGAUGCCAACGGCUGGACCUUGCUUCACUUCUCUGCAGCAAGGGGCAAGGAGAGAUGUGUCCGUGUUUUUCUGGAACAUGGAGCUGAUCCCACAGUUAAGGACUUAAUCGGAGGCUUCACCGCUCUGCAUUACGCAGCCAUGCACGGCCGGGCGAGGAUCGCGCGCCUGAUGCUGGAAUCCGACUACAGGAGUGACAUUAUUAAUGCCAAGAGCAACGACGGCUGGACUCCCCUGCACGUCGCUGCUCACUACGGCAGAGACUCCUUUGUCAGGCUCCUCCUGGAGUUCAAGGCUGAGGUUGAUCCGCUCAGUGAUAAAGGUACUACACCACUCCAGCUGGCCAUUAUCCGGGAGAGGUCAAGCUGUGUGAAAAUCCUCCUGGACCACAAUGCCAACAUCGACAUUCAGAACGGUUUCCUGUUGCGAUACGCUGUGAUCAAAAGCAAUCACUCGUACUGCCGAAUGUUCCUCCAGAGAGGGGCCGAUACAAACUUGGGGCGCUUGGAAGAUGGACAGACACCCUUGCACUUGUCUGCUCUUAGAGAUGAUGUGCUUUGUGCACAAAUGUUGUAUAAUUACGGAGCAGACACUAACACAAGGAACUAUGAAGGACAGACCCCACUGGCUGUUUCAAUAAGUAUUUCUGGAAGUAGCCGACCCUGUCUGGAUUUCUUACAAGAAGUGACAAGUAUUGUAAUCGGUAAUAAUGGCAGCCUUUAGCCCAGGUCCCCGGUUGGGAAUAACAGGCAAGAAACCAAGCUCUCAGAAAUACUCAGUAUUGGCCCUGAGAGUCUGCAAGAAGAUAUUGGAUUUUGGGGUUUGACCCUGAAGGUCUGAUAUUCUUCCUGGUUACAGGUAGAGAUUCCUUUGCUCCUAGAAUAAUUCCAAGAGGAAGUUAUUCUAUAGUUGUGUUUCAGUAUUUAAGCACAAAGCUGGAAGUCGGGAACAACGAGAGUUUUUGACCAUGAGUCUGCUGUUGACUUGGUGUUCAGACUUGUGUGUUUUUCUUUUUCCCCUCUCUCUUUUUUACAAUACAAAAAUCAGCAAAGUUUCCCUGGGGAAAAAAAAAUACUGAGGGUGAAAACUGCUCAGUGAUUUAUUAAUCACCUUCUUCUCCUUAUCUGUGUUACACUUUCCUAUUUCAAAGAACAUUUAUUGGCAGCCACCAUAGUACCUGAGAUCAUUUGAUAAAGAGUUGGUUUGGAGCAGUGUAAAUGUUUCCAUUUUCACAUGGUCUGAACCUGCCUCUUCAGGAGUGUUAAUGUGUUAAGCUUGGAAUGCACUAAUGCAAAUUAAAGUAGAGAAGCAUAUAUAUGAUAUAUAGAAAGACAGAGAUACAUAGAGACUAUUAUUGGUAGUGUAUAUAUUUAUAAAAUUAGUGUGCAGUCACAGCCCUGGAUGAAAUUAUUUAUUUUGAAGUUGAAUGGGAUUUGAGAAUAUUAAAACUUAUAAAAUGCAUGUGGGAGGUAGAAAAAAUGCAAGCGUUAGAAAAAUAUGUAAGGGCUUAAUUAAACUUCAAGAUAUUAGAAAUUUCAAUUAGGAUCUUUAAAUAAGGGAAUUUGACAAAAGCCUGGAAACUUCCCCUUCCCCAUAGCCCCCCUUUAAUUGAAUUUGUGUUCAGCUCAGGAGCAGGAGAGGCUGUGAGGAGCUGCUGGUCUGUGUCGAGGCAGAGCUCAGGAAAUGGUCUGGCCAGAGCAGUGUGAUGUGGCUGGUGUGGAAACAGGUACCAAAGAACCCAGUUCAGUUCUGGAACAGCAUCUAAAGGUCACCCAGUGAAUUUAACUGCAAAUGUUUCAGCUACAUUCCUUUUCUAAUUUUUCAAAGGGCAGUUCUUUGGCUUUGACUGGAAAGUGUAAUUUUGUGUUUAAAUUUAUAUAGCACUGUAAAUAUACAGAAUGACUGAGACAGAAGCUCUGGUAAGGAAAUCCUUAAUCCUAUACAUCCUUUGUCUUUAUCCCUUGGCCAAAGCAAAAUAACUUUUCACUAGAGUUUUAUUUUUUUUAACUGGAAGAAGAUUUAAAAAGUUUCUCUCUGCAUAGUUUAAACUUUUAUAAAUACGGAAGUGUCACAGUGAAUUAAGUAGAUUUCUACAUAUUUUAUUUCAUGAUAAUUGCAAAGGAAAUGGUGUUUUCAUGUUUGCAAUAACAUAGCAGAUCUUUACUGGAAUCUCAGGCUUUACUUGUUUCCUUGGGUGCUGCUGGAAAUCUUGCAGUGAUGAUUGAGGUCUGCUUUGUCAUCCAGUUACACAGGGAACCGGGAGACGGGGAUUAUUUUAUCAUUUUCUACUCUACAGUUGACUGUAUUAAGUAGUUGAAUAAUAUUGUGUAGGCAUACAAGUUAUUUACUUUGAAGGACUUUUUUAAGAGGCCUUCAUAAAAAAAGAUUAAAGAUUUUUUUAUAUGUGGCACUUAAGGUACAGCCAUGCUCUACUCCCAUUUGUACACUUAUGCUCUACUCUGCAAAAAUAAUUUCAAAAUAGCAUAACAAUGCAUCUUAAGCCUGUCUUGAUGUUCAGAGCACUUUACUUACUGUCUCCUAAAAAUAGACAAACAUUAUGGUGUUGAAAUUCUUAGCUGCAUUUCCAUAGCAAUUUCAGUGAGACUGAAUUUACAGAGAUGUCACAAAGUUUUUUUAAAAAAUACCUUUGCGAGCGUAUUCAGAACUUAAUUUCAUUGCCAAAUACACCUGUUAAGUAUAACAUUGAGCCUUACUGAUACUCUGCUUUUUCAUAUAGGAAUUUGCAGUCCAAAAUAGUACAUAAUUUCUGUGCCAGAUAGACUGAAAUUUAAUAGACAUCGAAAACUCAUUGUGGGGAAUUAUUUUUCAGAGACCAAUGAUAACAUAUGUCAGGCACAGACAUUCUAGCAGAGACAUACUGAACACAAAAUUAAAUUAGAACUUUUAAAAUAGCUUGUGUGAUAUCCAGUUAAAAAGCUCUCCAUGUCCUGUUGAGCUGGAGGAAUUUGUUCACGCUCUCAAUGCACACUCAGUAAUCCCACACUCUGUAAUCCCUGCCUGUCUGAUAUUAAUAUUUUAGACCUAUAGAUUUUUGAUAUUAGCUUUUAAUGAUGUUUUGAAAGCUGGCAGUUAUUCCAAUAAUGUCCAAUUCUGCUGCAGUUGUUUUUUACAGAGUACAAGCAGUGCAUUUCCUAACCUUUACACCUACUGCUCUGAGCAGCCGAGUUCCCCUUGGGCUCAGCCUCAUCACUCCCCCUUAGGUGAUCCCAGCCUUUCCCUGUGAUCCCAUUUUUGUGCAUCCUCCUCCCUUUUGUGCUUUGUGGCUACUGGAUGUGAGUUUCCAGUUGAUAACUUCAAUUAUCUGUUUCAUUUCCCCCCCUCAAAAAAUUCAGAACUCAGUUUAAUUGCUGGCAGUAUCUGCAUUCCCUCACUGCUGUGAAAUAAGGGAUGGGUUUAAGGGCUUGCUGCAGAAAUAAAUACUUCUCCUGAUAUUCUAGAGGAGCUGAGUUGUUGCCAGCAUACAUCAGCCUGGUUUCAACGUAUUUUGUAAAAUGUUUCAGAAGAUUUUUAUUUUUAAGUUCCCUUUGUAGCUAAAAAGAAAUUACCAAAUGGUUUCUCGCUACUGUUUUCAGCCUUUCAGAAUUCCCAGGAGGGGCAGAGGCUCAGUUUGAGAAAUACCACUCGAAGGUUUUUUAGAGAGAUGCAUUAAUAUUGUAGAGAAAACUGUGGGCGGCUUCUGAAGUAUGUCACUGAUGUUAUUUUUCAUUUUUUAAUUUCUUCAGAAUCAGCCUAUCCACUUGAAACCAAUGGCACUGAUUGUUUGCUUUAAGAGUACUUUUCUUCUAGUAGUUAGAACAAUACAUCAGAGGGGAUCUUCUUGCAGCCUACAGUGUAUUAAUUUCAGUUAUUCCCAAGUUUUCUCUUGGGUAACAGAAAGGUCAAUUCAUGAUUGUUGCACUGUAUUUUUGCAUGGAUUUUUUUUUUGCUCUCUAUCUGCAGUGGAGGAAAUGGGAGGGAUUCCCCUUUUCCAGCUUUAUAGUACUGGAUUAAAGUCUCCAAAAAAGAGUGUUGUCAGAGGCAUCACAAAUAUGCCUUAAUGGUCCUUAAAUAUAGACUUACUGGGUGAGUUAGUGCUUUAUUUCUUGGGGAGCAUUGUCUGCAGAGGGAAGGCACAGCUAUAAAUGCAGAGCAGUUUUUACAGUGACACAGUUCUUUGGCCAGAUAGCAAAUCCUAAAUGGAAGUUUUGUCUGCCUGUGGGAUACAGCAGCAAACUCAGAUACCAUACCAGAAAAAUCUUGAAACUGCAAAAAGAAAAGGAAUGGAGUUUUGAGUGGAAAUUUAGAUUAAUUGUAAUAAUUUCUUGCUGUUACAACAUGUUUUUUUUUCCUUUGCUUUACCAGCAAAGGCUGAUCUGUUAAUAGUAAUUUUAAAGGCUCAUUUCAUUAUUCAAGUAAAAUAAUUAUUUAAGUGGGAGAAAGCUCAGAAAGUUUGUUAGUAGCUGAAGAACUGAUUUAGGAAAAUGCUUAAAUUUUAUACAUACUGAAGCCUGCUGCAUCUAGGUUAGAAAAAAUCAAAAAGCAAUUCCUCUUGAUUCUUUCAAGUCAUGCCUAACAUUUCUUCUGUUUGGAAGAAGCUUUUCUGUCAGGUUUGGGACACUGUACACAAGAACUGCAUUUUUGGGGAUUUCUGCUUUCCCUUCCAGCACAGAGCACCAGCUCUGGAAGGCAAAAGAUGAACUGUGCUUCUUUUUUCUGUAAUUAUUACUUCUAAUUUAUUUGAUUACUGCUUUAAAGCUUGCAAAACAAAUUGACUGCAGCAUGUAAUGAUUUGGUGAACACAUGAGCAAAUCCAGAAUAACAGCAGCAAGGUGGCCCUUCAGGGAUGUGCUGGAUGUUUUUAAGGUGAUCAGUAGUUUUAUGUGCCUGUUUUGCAUGAUAGUGGUAAUUAGGCCAAUCGUACCUUUCAUGUUUGUGGGGUUUUUGUUUCUUUCUCUUUUAAUUCUCUUUCUUUCCAGCUUAUUUGCCUAAAUAACUUCCCAAACUUGUGCUGCAGGAUAUAACCAAAGUUGCAACUUCCUAAUCGUUUUUAAAGAGAACUUUAUUCAUCAUUUAACUUGUCUUACUUUGCCAAGUUACUAAUAACAUUUUUCAUUUGCCAAACUAAGGUUCACUGACAUCGGUCCUUAAUCCUUUAUUUUUUUUUUUCUUUUUCAUUCAGAUGCAACCAAGAAUGAGUAAGUGUUCCAGACACCGUUUCUAAUAAAUCACAAAUGCAUUAAUAACCCUGGAAUUUGCAAGGCGUGACCUAAGACACCAGCAGCCACUAGAUGUAGCAACUGGUGCUUAACACUGGAAAUGUCCAUUGUUAACACGUUCCCAGGAAAUAUUUUUUAGGCUUAUCAGGGGAAAAUGUCAUACAUUUUGAUAAUCAGGUCUUUUUGAAUUAACUGAUGACCAAUUUCUUCUGGGUAUUUUAAGUUGUCUGUUCUUUUAUGUUCUCAAAAACCACGUAGGAUGUUAAUUAAAAGGCAUUUAUUUCUGAAACCAGAAAUCAGUGUCUCAUAGCUGAUUUAUUGUGUACUCUACUCCAGAAAAUACACAAAGCCCUCUAGUCCUUUAUUAUUUCUAAUGCUGCUGUUUGCAGUGAACUUUUGCUUUCUGAACCCUGUUUUUAAGCAUCAGAACUGUUUCUUUAUCACCAUUAAGAUUGCUUGGUUUCUUACCAAAAUAACUUUCCUUUCCCUGAAGUUUGCACAAUCUGCUGUUGUCUGAGUUGCCUAAAUUCUUUCCUUCAGGUGGAAAAAAAUUUGCCAAGAAGAAACCACUGGUGGAUAAAGUAACCAUUGGUCUGUGUUCUAAGUAAUGGAUGAAGGAUUUAACUAAAAAUAAAUUGACAUUUAGGUGGCGAUAAGUAUAAUAAAAGUAUUUUCAACUUACAUAAAGGGAACUCAAACUUUUCAUGUUUUUUUAAUUUCAGACCUAAUUUCUUUAAAAGCAGACUGAGACUAUUUUCAUGCAUUACUUCUGCUGGCUUGCCCUGGAUAAUUUUAGUGCUUAAGAUAAAUCCCAGUGUCUAAAAAUCCCUACCUGUCUGUCAGCCCAUUUCUAUAGAUACCAACAGAAGCACCUACAUUGUUCAGGGUGCUGAGUAUUUUCAAUUUUACAUUCAUCAGGUCCCAUAACCAAGUCUUGGCUUGGAGGAAAAAAAAAAUUAAGAAAAAGAGGCUUACACAGUUAAGUUGAUGAUCAAAAUAUUGAUUAGCACAGCUUUGAUGUGUUACUGGAAUAACUCCAAAAAAGCUGUAGCAGAAUGAGGAAAAAGCACAAAGGCAGGCAGUUAGUUCAGAGGUUUGGAGUGGUUCCCAUGGUGGGGGUUGUUAGCUGGAGUUUUCAGCUUUGGGAAGAGGUACCAAGCAUGAGUGGAGGAUGGAGGUUGAUAUAAAGGUAUGUAAAACCAUGACUGGCAUGGGAACAAUUAUUCAUUAUUUUCCUUGUAACUCAAAGAAUGGCAGGCAUGCAACAAAGCCAUCAGGAAGCAGAUCUAAAAUAAAUAAAAUUACUUUGCAGUUUUCCAGCCAACGCCUAAUUAUAUUGUGAAAUUUGUUGCCACAGGAUGUUUUGGAUACUGAAAGUAUGAAUGGGUUCAAAAAACACUAGACAGAUUUACAAAGGGCAAGCUAUUCACAGCUAUUAAAGACAUAGAUCUGUGUGCAAUCUCUGGGCUAGGAAGGCCCAAAGGCACCAGUGCUGAAAGCUAGAAGGGUUUAUUGGGGCAGGAUUUCUCAAUGCCUGUUCUGUUCUUUUUCUCUUUCUUUCUUCCUUGGGAUCCAUUGCUGGGUUCAUUCAGAUACAAGACUUCAUUAAAUUUUCUGACAUUAUUUUGGAUAGAGGGACCAAACCUCAACUGUUUCUUAAGGUGUUUGAUUUUGAGCAGCUUCCUGGUAAGAAUAAGCUUGAAAGAGAAUUGAUUAUUUUGGAAAAUCCUUGCCAGGAAUGCUGAAGUUUGUAUUUGUCCUGGUGUAGGGCAAAUCUGGGAGAAAGGACAGCCUAGGACAGUGUGAUAUCAGUAAAGCUUUUCCUCUGUGGACAGUGGUUAAUUCACAUUUUCAUCCCUUUCUGUUAGAUGAGGGUUUGGCUGCAUCCAAAGCCUGAAGGCUUUAUCUUUUCAUGAGAAGGCAAAGAAAAUCCCAUUCUUUAACUCUGCCACAGCUAUCCUGGAAUAACUUUUAUAAAUCCUCACUCUCUGAGGAAACUUCCUAGUCCUCUUACAGCUGAACUUAGAAGUUUCUGUCUCAUUGUUUGAAAGAAAAGCAAGACUGAGGGGUUUUUUCCCCAAGGAUAGAAAAAAAAUCCACAAAAAGUUAAAUGGAGGAGUUCUGCUGUUCUCUAAUGCAUAUGUUGCCAUCUGGUGGGAAUCCUCACAUGGGUGAAAUCACUUUACACUGGCAUCAGUAAAAUUAUUUGCAUAUAAAAAUGUUUUUAGGAUUCAUCCCUUGAUUUCAUUGAGUUCAUUAAAAAGGUAUUAACUCAUGAUUCUCUUGUCAUUUUCCCCUUCCCUCUCCCUCUUAGGAAACAGCAAAGCCCUGUCAUUUUGCAGAGUAAAUGAUGUCUUAAAAUACAUUUAAAAUGUGAUCAUUUUAUUUUUAUGUGUUCCUUUUG